UACUAUUUCCUUCUCUCUCGUAAUUUACGUUAUUACCCUCAUAUAUCCUUUGUUUUUCCUCCCGGAAUAUUCUUCUAUACCCUAGAGAAAAUCGUCAUUUCCAAACUUAAAUAUAUCGAGUAUAUUUUUAUUUAUAUAUUUGUGACCCCUGCGAGAGACAACGGCCACUGAACACACUCGAUCUAUCUUUUCUGCUUUAGCUCUCCAUCGUCGUUCCUGUGACUCCUAAGCGUUUCUCGUGAUCAUCGUCUGAAAAACUUGAGAAGAUGGCCAGAAAGUUCUUCGUCGGAGGCAACUGGAAAUGCAAUGGAACUGCCGAGGAGGUGAAGAAGAUUGUAAACACUCUUAACGAAGCUCAAGUACCGUCACAGGAUGUCGUUGAGGUUGUGGUUAGCCCUCCAUAUGUUUUUCUUCCUCUGGUUAAGAGCACAUUGAGAUCUGACUUUCAUGUUGCGGCUCAAAACUGUUGGGUUAAGAAAGGAGGUGCUUUCACUGGGGAAGUGAGUGCUGAGAUGCUUGUGAACUUGGAUAUCCCAUGGGUUAUCCUUGGUCACUCUGAAAGGAGGGCACUCCUUAAUGAAUCAAACGAGUUUGUCGGAGACAAGGUUGCCUAUGCACUUGCUCAAGGUUUGAAAGUUAUUGCUUGUGUUGGUGAAACUCUUGAGCAGCGGGAGGCUGGGUCGACCAUGGAUGUUGUCGCCGCCCAGACUAAAGCUAUUGCUGAUCGGGUGUCAAACUGGUCAAAUGUUGUCAUAGCCUAUGAACCAGUGUGGGCCAUUGGAACCGGAAAGGUCGCCAGCCCAGCCCAAGCUCAAGAAGUACAUGAUGAACUGAGGAAAUGGCUUGCGAAGAACGUGAGUGAUGAUGUCGCUGCUACAACCCGCAUCAUUUAUGGAGGAUCCGUCAAUGGUGGUAAUUGCAAGGAGCUUGGUGGUCAAGCCGAUGUUGAUGGUUUCUUGGUCGGUGGUGCUUCCCUAAAGCCUGAGUUUAUCGACAUCAUCAAGGCUGCAGAGGUGAAGAAAACCGCCUAAUGAGUUCAUCAGAUCCUGAGUUUUCAAAUCAUUUGCUUUACAUGUCUCGUCUCCGAUAAAAUGAAUAAGGUUGAUACUUUUUGCUUCAGUUGUAUUUGGCAAUGUUCACUCUCUUGCUGUGUUGUUUUGAAAACGCAACAAUUACAAAUAUCUUCCCCGUCUUUAAAUAUUUUCGAGUGAAGUAGUGCUCGGUAGUUUUAACCUCACGGCUUGCUUUCCAAAUUCUAAAACA
Messenger RNA from Eutrema salsugineum, 1263 nucleotides. RefSeq names its product triosephosphate isomerase, cytosolic. Gene Ontology annotation, cellular component: cytosol. The transcript has 9 exons. NCBI's taxonomy places the organism in Eukaryota, Viridiplantae, Streptophyta, Magnoliopsida, Brassicales, Brassicaceae. The record is from RefSeq and is a predicted model, not a curated record. Gene Ontology annotation, biological process: gluconeogenesis; glycerol catabolic process; glyceraldehyde-3-phosphate biosynthetic process. The coding region runs from base 267 to 1031 and encodes 254 amino acids. Gene Ontology annotation, molecular function: triose-phosphate isomerase activity.